AUGACUGAAGACACAUUAAAGAGAUCUGCCUCUCCUGUUGAUGGGCCAGAUGCCAAGAAAUCGAAAACGGUAGAGGUUGAAACACCUAAGAAGGGUAUUGCCUAUGUCAAGAAGGAAUUCAUUGUCGAUGCCAAAUCCGUCGAAGUGAUUGAUGAUGAUUCAGCUGAACAGAACGGAGAUAGAACCGAGGAGAUCUCAUCUUCUAAUGGUAAAAAGGGUAAAAGAACCAGAGGUCAGAACAAGAACCGUGAGCUGAAACAACAGGAAGAAGAAAACAAGCUAUGUUCAUCAUUGAUUGAUCCUGACGCCAAUAGAACGUGUAAAUACGGUGCAGAGAAGUGCCGCUUUGUUCAUGAUGUGAAAGAGUACCUUGCACACAAGAAACCAGAGAUUGAAGGUGUAUGCCCUGUAUUCAAUGCGUUGGGAUACUGUCCAGCAGGAUUCAAGUGUCGUUUCUUACACUCGCAUAUGGAUUCUGAUAUGAACUUGAUAAAGGACCACGUCAAGAUGCAAGAGGCAGAGAAGACCAAUUAUGAGCUCAAUGGUGUCACAUCUGAUCAGAAGUUUGCGUUGAUGAAGAAGAAAUUCGAAUUCAAAUAUGCUGAUGAGGUUUGUAAAAUUAUGAACAAUAUUCAGGAUGAUAACAAGAAGAAAGAUGCUGCAAGAAAGAAAAACAGAGAUGAUGACGAGGACUCAACUGCACAGGAUGAUACGAAGGAGGCAAUGAACAAUUACUUAGAGACAAAGUUCUACGCUUCAGAAAAGAAGAAGUUGGACUUGGUGAACAAGAAAAUAGUUUCACCUUUAACCACAGUUGGUAAUCUACCAUACCGUCGUUUGAUGCGCACAUUAGGUGCAGAUGUCACGUACUCCGAGAUGGCUUUAUCAUUACCUUUGAUUCAAGGUACCAACUCAGAAUGGGCUCUUCCAAAGGCUCACUGUACUGAGUACCCUGGAUUUGGUGUCCAGAUUGCAGCAGCAAAGCACUGGCAAGGUGCCAAGGCUGCUGAGGCCAUCGCUAGAUACUGUCCAAACGUUUCAGAGCUCAAUUUGAACUCUGGUUGUCCAAUUGAUCUGUUAUACAGACAAGGUGCUGGUUCUGGUCUUUUAGACCAACCUGCCAGAUUGAUUAGAAUUUUGCAAUCCAUGAACUACUGCUCUGGCGAUAUCCCAACAACGCUGAAAAUCCGUAUGGGUACAAGAGAUGAACAUCCAAUUGCCCAUAACUUGGUGAAGAGAGUUGUUAAUGAGACUCAAACUGCUGCCAUCACCUUGCAUGGUAGAUCUAGGCAACAGAGAUACACUAAGGAAGCUAACUGGGACUACGUUGCAGAAGUUGGUAAGGCACUUCGUGAUGCCGAGCACGAAGUUGCUGAUGAUAAGGACAGACGUGAUUUCCAAAGAAUCAAUUUCGUUGGAAACGGUGAUUGCUACAACUGGGAUGAUUGGUACAGAGCAACCGAUAACGAGUACAUCGAUAGUGUUAUGGUUGCCAGAGGUGCAUUGAUCAAGCCAUGGAUCUUCGAGGAAGUUGACUCUAAACAAUAUCAGGAUAAGUCAGCUACUGAGAGACUAGAGAUGAUUAAGACUUAUGCCAACUUUGCCCUUGAGCACUGGGGCUCAGAUGAAUACGGAGUAAACCUUUCAAGAAGAUAUCUCUGUGAGUUUAUGAGUUUCUUCCACAGAUAUAUCCCAUACGGAAUCUUGGAGAGAUACCCUAUCAAACUGAACGAGAGACCUCAAAACUGGAAGGGAAGAAACGAGCUCGAGACUUUACUGGGUAGUAAUGAUUACAAAGAUUGGAUCAAGAUUUCUGAAAUGUUCUUGGGACCAGCAGACGACGGAUUCAAAUUCACACCAAAGCACAAGAGUUCUUCCUACGAAAAUAACAGAAAUUAA
Molecule: messenger RNA, 1899 nt
Organism: Williopsis jadinii
Lineage: Eukaryota; Fungi; Ascomycota; Saccharomycetes; Phaffomycetales; Wickerhamomycetaceae
Gene: DUS3
Product: tRNA dihydrouridine synthase DUS3
Exons: 1
Coding region: 1-1899 (632 amino acids)
Biological process (GO): tRNA processing
Molecular function (GO): metal ion binding; tRNA dihydrouridine synthase activity; RNA binding
Source: RefSeq, a predicted model, not a curated record